AGCAUUUAAAAGGAUUGAAAUUCCAAAAAAAUUCCAUCCCUUUAUAACUGGUGGUCAUAAUGAAAAACUCAAUAGUUUAAUGAAAGAAACUGGUGUUAAAAUCCAUGUUCCUCCUCCAUCUGCCAACAGAGAUGAAAUUACAAUUACUGGAGAUAAAGAAGGAGUUCAAUCGGCUAUUGAAAAGAUAAAAAAUGUUUAUACAAAAAUGGAAAAUGAAUCAGCAACUGUGUUUGUUGAGAUACCAAAAGAGAAACAUAAAUAUUUAAUGGCUCAAAAAGGAAAUGGUAUUCAAGAUAUAUUAUUGGAAACUAAUGUUAGUGUGAACAUGCCUCAACAAGAUUCAGACAGUGAAACCGUUACAUUAAGAGGGUUAAAUAAGGAUUUAGGCACUGGGUUAACAAAGUUGUGUGAAAAAGCUAACAGUAUGACUGCUGAAACAAUUGAGUGUCCUGGAUGGAUGCACAGAUUUUUGAUCGGAAAAAACGGUUCAAAUUUACGAGAGUUAAUGGAAGAUAAUAAAAAGGUAUAUGUUGAAUUUUCUGAUGAUAAUAAGAUAAUUGUGGAAGGACCCACAAAUAUGAUUCCUAAGAUAAUCGAUUCAUUAAGAAAAGCUAUUGAGUGCUAUGCUUCUACAGAACUUGUGUUUGAUCCAAAGUUUUACAAGCAUAUAAUUGGAAAAAAUGGAAGCAAUAGUAAGUUGAUAUUUUAA
This is a messenger RNA of Acyrthosiphon pisum (pea aphid), 709 nucleotides long. Its product is annotated as vigilin-like. Lineage: Eukaryota; Metazoa; Arthropoda; Insecta; Hemiptera; Aphididae. The coding region runs from base 80 to 709 and encodes 209 amino acids. The transcript is spliced from 4 exons. The record is from RefSeq and is a predicted model, not a curated record. Gene Ontology annotation, molecular function: mRNA binding.